Xiphophorus hellerii (green swordtail) is the source of this 3032-nucleotide messenger RNA. It is a transcript of the gene dars2, whose product is annotated as aspartyl-tRNA synthetase 2, mitochondrial. The coding region runs from base 356 to 2329 and encodes 657 amino acids. Gene Ontology annotation, cellular component: cytoplasm; mitochondrion. The transcript is spliced from 17 exons. The record is from RefSeq and is a predicted model, not a curated record. Gene Ontology annotation, biological process: aspartyl-tRNA aminoacylation. Gene Ontology annotation, molecular function: nucleic acid binding; ATP binding; aspartate-tRNA ligase activity. NCBI's taxonomy places the organism in Eukaryota, Metazoa, Chordata, Actinopteri, Cyprinodontiformes, Poeciliidae.
GUUUACGUAGCCUGAUUCGUACAUGAAUGGAACUACUUUCAAGUACCGACUGGGAGUCAGAUAAACCCAACCACACGAGUAGAGACCUGGCGAAACCCGCCGAGAAAGAGACGAGUGAAACGCGGAACUAGGGGCAGGAGAGAAAAGUGACCGCGGCAGCGUACAGUUGCGUCAUGUUAAGCCUCCAGCGUUUAUUAAUGUGAUAUUACAAUGUCCGCAAACGGGGUUUCCCCCAUGUAAGAGGAGCCAUUUGUAGCCUGCUUUAAACAGACAGACACUCCGACGGGACUUCAUUGAUUCCCAUAGUUUGAGAUAGGUGACUGUAUGGCUUGACUCGUCCCUGGGUUUGUCAGAAAUGGCAGCAAAAUGCAGGUUUUUGCUUCAGAGGGUCCUUACAGGAGCCAGAGCUCGUGCUGUGUGGCAUCACCAAGCGUCAGGUAGAGAACACCUGGUGUGUAGAACAGCAGUCAGACAGCUGAGCAGCUCCAACAGACUCCACAGGCCUCCCUCUGCCACCACAGGUCCCAGCAGCCUGUCGUUCAGGACUCACACUUGUGGAGAGCUGAGGUCACAUCAUGUAGGAGAGAAGGUCACGCUGUGUGGAUGGGUCCAAUAUCUCAGACAAGAUCUGUUUAUCAUCCUGCGAGAUUUCAGCGGUUUGACUCAAGUUCUAAUCCCCCAGAAAGACUCUGCCCUCAGCGUGAAAGCAGCGCUGUGUGAUCUCUCUGUGGAGUCAGUCGUCAAGGUUACAGGAACAGUCAGAAGAAGACCAGACGGGCAGGAGAACAAGGCGAUGCCAACAGGAGACGUAGAGGUGCUGGCGGAAAAUGCGGAAGUCUUCAACACGUGCCGGAAGCUGCCUUUUGAGAUAAAGGACUUUGUCAAAAAGUCUGAGUCGUUGCGGAUGCAGUAUCGCUACCUGGACCUGAGGUCGUCGCAGAUGCAGAAGAAUCUCAGACUGAGAUCUCAGCUGGUGAUGAAGAUGAGGGAGUAUCUCUGUAAUGUGCACGGCUUUGUGGAUGUUGAAACACCUACUUUAUUCAAAAGAACACCCGGGGGCGCCAAAGAGUUUGUCGUCCCCUCCAGGGAGCCGGGCCUGUUUUACUCUCUGCCUCAGAGUCCGCAGCAGUUUAAGCAGCUGCUGAUGGUGGCUGGCGUGGACCGGUACUUCCAGGUGGCUCGAUGUUACAGAGACGAAGGCUCCAAACCAGACCGGCAGCCAGAGUUCACUCAGGUGGACAUAGAGAUGUCUUUUGUGGACCAGGCCGGCAUUUUAUCGCUGGUGGAGGGUUUGCUGCAGUAUUCCUGGCCAGCAGAGAAAGGUUCUCUAAAGGUCCCUUUCCAGACGAUGACGUAUGAUGAAGCGAUGAGAGACUACGGUACGGACAAACCGGACACUAGAUUUGGCAUGAAGCUGACAGACAUCAGCGACGUUUUCUCCUCCACUCAGAUUGAAUUCCUCAGAUCAGCUCUCAGCCAAUCAGAAGGCUCGGUUCAGGCCAUAUGUGUCCCCAGUGGAGCUAAACUUUUCACUGGGAAAGAUUUAGAGGAACUGAAGCAAGCAGCCAAGAGUCAAUUUGGACAGGAGCUGAGUCUGGUGUUGGUCAGAGAAGACGGCACGUUAAAGUCUCCCCUGAAGAAGCUGAUGCCCGUCUCCGUCACAGAGGACCUGCUGAGGAAGACUGUAGCCGGACCAGGAGACCUGCUGCUACUGGCAGCCGGCUCUCUCCAUGCUGUGCGCCCCAUGCUCGGCAGCCUUCGCCUUAAGGCAGCGCAGCUCCUAGAAGCUCAUGGCCUUUCGGUUCGUGACCCAGAUGCUUUCAACUUCCUGUGGGUUGUGGACUUCCCUCUUUUCUUACCAAAAGAAGACAAACCCGAGGAGUUGGAGUCCGCUCAUCAUCCUUUCACUGCUCCGCAACCGGAGGAUAGAGAGUUGCUCUUCACAGAGCCACACAAGGUGCGAGGGCAGCAUUAUGACCUGGUACUGAACGGCAGUGAGAUUGGAGGAGGUUCCAUCCGGAUCCAUAAAGCCUCAGAGCAGCUCCAUGUCUUAAAGAACAUCCUUAAGGAGGAUCCCGGUCUCCUUUCCCAUCUGCUGGAGGCUUUAGACUCUGGAGCGCCACCUCAUGGAGGCAUCGCUCUGGGUUUGGAUCGCUUGGUCUCUAUGUUGGUCAGCGCUUCCAGCAUUCGUGAUGUCAUUGCCUUCCCUAAGUCAUUCCGGGGUCAUGACCUCAUGAGCCACGCGCCUGAUUCCGUGUCAGAGGAGGAGCUGAAGCCGUACCACAUUUCUGUCAAAUGGCCAACCGAUGGAGGACGAGAAGGGAAGUGAGAUGUUGGAAAAAGACAAAUCAACAUCUGAGGAGAUGUUUUCCUAAAUUUCUGAUCUGCACAUCAGAAAUAAAAGCGCUGAUGAGGACACAGAGAGAGACGUAUAGACUGAACAAUGUCCAUUUGGUCCGCAGAGACAUUAAAGACAAGAGAAUUUAAGAGAGAAAUGAUGCGACGGCUGUAUCCGAACACUCAGGGAUGAACAAAUAUCAUGCCAAAAGGACAGAGUGUAAAGCUAAAACUGAACUAUGAUGGAACAACUCAACUCGUAUCAAAACUUAUUAGGUGUUUCUCACUGUUACUGAGUCUGUUUUGUUUCAUUAAAUGAAAUUUAUCGACAAAGUUACUGUUUCAGGACCUUUCCUUUAAGACUCUGUGCCUUGUCUGUGUCAGUUUGAGUGAUCUGUUUGCCACCUUGUCGAUAAGAGUAAAGCUCUUGUGGUAAGAAAGUCUUAAAAUAGAAAAUAGCAUUCAAAAUGCCUAAUUGGGACAGUGAACUUUUUUUUUUAAAGUACAAGAGACUCUUGGGAUCAAAGAGUUAAAGGUACAUGAGUAAUUCCAGUCCAAAAAGACUUUUUUAAGAGUAAAGUUCCUAAUAACUUAUACUCUCAUUAACACGAUUACCUUACAGUGUGAGUAGUCUGUUACUCUGCUCUGAAACAAUAUAAGCUUACUUGCAUAUAAUCACAACCUGACUUUUUUUU